Contarinia nasturtii (swede midge) is the source of this 1095-nucleotide messenger RNA. RefSeq lists its product as uncharacterized. The coding region runs from base 9 to 452 and encodes 147 amino acids. Lineage: Eukaryota; Metazoa; Arthropoda; Insecta; Diptera; Cecidomyiidae. Gene Ontology annotation, biological process: positive regulation of voltage-gated potassium channel activity; sleep; regulation of synaptic transmission, cholinergic. The transcript has 4 exons. The record is from RefSeq and is a predicted model, not a curated record.
CGUGUAAAAUGUAUCAGUUGUCGUGGAAUUUUUUCAGCAAUUACAUUAUUUCAUUCUCUGAAAUGGCAUUCGGAAAGUAUCUAUCAGCUGUGGCUUUUAUAGCCUUAGUCAUUCUUUCAUUUGAAGAAACGUGCGCUCUCAAAUGUUGGAGAUGCCAGUCAAGUGGCAAAAAUGGGAAAUUUUGUAAUGAUCCGUUCGAUGCGAAUGCCGUUACACCAGAACAAAAACGAUGGGCUUUUGUGAACUGUCCAACUCCGGCUGGAUCGAAUCAAAAAUCAGUAUGCAGAAAAAUGACACAACUUGUCAACGAAAUUACUAUUGUCUCUCGUUCGUGCUACUUCGAAAAGGAAAGUGCUUCCAAAAACGACUGCAUGAAUGAUAACACACCAUCGUAUGUAAAGACAGAAACCUGUGAAACAUGUUCGUAUGAUGGAUGCAAUGGGGAAAUAUAGAGCCAAUUCUACCAAUGAUUUUAUUUUUCGAAUUUGGAUUAUAUCUUUAUAGUUUGAUUUUUAAUAAUGGCAAAUUCAAGAAAAUCUUUCACAAUACACUUUUUUCCCAUUUUUGGUUUCUGUAGUUUUCAACGAUAGAGUUCCAAAGUUAACUGUUUUUGUUAAAAAUUAAAAUGUUGUCUAGUAAUAGGUUUCUUAUGCUUCCAAUUUAUAUUUUGUUAUCAAUGAUUACUGAUAGCUGUAACCUAGGGGUUUGGAACUCGGAAAAAAACUUCAAAUAAACACCGUUUUUUAUGAAUUGGUUAUAUAAAGCCAAAUACUCGGAAAUUUCCAUGUUUAUUUGUGAUUAUGCAGAUAACAUGAAUAAGAAUACAGCAGCGAUGCGAAACACACACACCGCACAAAAUAACAUCAAUAAUUGUUGUUAUUAUUUUAUAGGGAAACAAUUUCACACAAAAAAGCUAUUUUUCUUCGAUAACCCCGAAUAUUUAAAUUUAAAUAAUAAAUUUCCCCCAAAAGCUGUAACUUUGUAGAAAACAAAAAAUUUGAAAUUGAUGAUAACAGGGAGUUUAUUGUCCUGUUGUUUGUUUAUUUUUUUCAAUUGUUCAAGUUUAUUUAAUAAGCAAUAAAAAACGAACUGUAA